Molecule: messenger RNA, 1485 nt
Organism: Drosophila miranda
Lineage: Eukaryota; Metazoa; Arthropoda; Insecta; Diptera; Drosophilidae
Exons: 4
Coding region: 206-1201 (331 amino acids)
Biological process (GO): NAD-cap decapping; nuclear-transcribed mRNA catabolic process
Cellular component (GO): nucleus; cytosol
Molecular function (GO): mRNA 5'-diphosphatase activity
Source: RefSeq, a predicted model, not a curated record
GCCAAAACUCGGACUUUUUGCCGCUUUGUUUUAUGAUUUUGCUAUUAGCUGUACAAGCUUCGCAACAUUUGCUGCCAAGAGAAUACACACAGUCAGCUGUUUCUAGCCAAGACACGCUUUAUUUUCAGUAUAAUUUCGACGCGGCUUGUUUUUGAUAUCGAGAAGAUAAAGCUUAUUUCUUAAAACCGAACCGCAAACGAACAAAAUGGAUCUGGUGGACCUAAAACUGGAGAAUUUGUUGGAGUACGACCCUGAUACGAAGAGUUUGAGGGGAAACCCCCAGAUUCUGUACUAUCGCCAGCCGAGCCCUAGUGAAUAUCCGCUGGACCUAAACAAGGGCUAUAGUCAGUACAUCCCUCGAAAUGGAAACUUUCUACGCGCCUUCGGCCUGGUCCAGCACCAUGUGAUGCAUCUGCCGAAGCCGCGCCAGGUGCUCGAACAGAUGGACUUCUUUCUCAAUCGCGGAACAAUGCUGAAAUUCAUGGGCGAUGGGACUUACGGUAAACAAACGAACUUUGCAGCCUGUCGCUUCAAGGGCUGCAUCUAUGUGCGGUCAUUAUGGGAAGAUCACGAUGAGCGGUACACAGUUCCAUACUUGGCUAAAACCUAUACCUUAAAGGCACGCCAGUACGUUUUCACCCGUUCUCCGGGCGCGCUGCCGAACACCGAUGCCCCAGUGGAUGAGCGGAAGCAAGUGUAUGGAAUGUUCUCGGCCAAACUGGGAAGCUUUCGCCUGCUCUACUCGGCAGAAGUUAGUGGCGUGUCGAACAAGGAACCACUUGGCGAUCUAAACGAUCCGGAGGUGCUAAAGAAAUGCCAGCUGGCUUCGCUGAGGGUUGACAAAGUGAGCCGCCGGAAUAAUUCUGCGCCCUUAUGGCUCAUGCAGAGCUAUUUGGCAGGCAUCGAUCAGCUUGCCAUCGCCAACUCCAAUGAGCGUGGCCUCGUGUGUCGACCAAUAGAAGUGGUGUCCUGUGCCAAAGUGAUGAGUCAGGAGAGCCAAUUCAACAUACACGAUCGCCUCCAGAAACUGCAUAAGAUUCUCGAGGAGAUCAGCCUUAAGAUGGGCAACAAGGACAAUCCUCACCAGGAAUUGAGAUUCAAUAUGCGGAAAGACUCGAUUUUAUUUGAAAAUCGCCUUACGUCGAUUGAGCCUCCAGGGAAUUUCGACCAGCAAUUCAUCGAUUUUAUCAAUCAUUUGUAGAUUGUCCAUUACGAUAUGGAAUAACAAAUUACAAAUUUAUAUAAAUUAAUUUUCUCUUUUUGCUAUUGAGCAAAUUUAGCACUUGGAGUGAAUUUUUGUUGCUGUAAUUUUUAAAAAUUUGAAAUGUGAAUGAACCAUGUAUUUUUUUGUUUUGGCUAUUGAAAUGUAUGAAAAUUCAAAUACCAUAAAAAAAAGAAGUAAACCCUUGAAAAACCUUAGUAUGCAUAGGCUCUCGAAGAGCUAUUCAUUCUUGGGAGUAUCAUUAAUUCAUCAAACAAGCAGUA